Messenger RNA from Aspergillus fumigatus Af293, 639 nucleotides. Lineage: Eukaryota; Fungi; Ascomycota; Eurotiomycetes; Eurotiales; Aspergillaceae. The record is from RefSeq and is a predicted model, not a curated record.
AUGAACAUUUCGAAUAUCGUUAUAAAACUCACAGAAAGUGCUGUCAAUGGCACAAAUUUAGCAAUCAAUACUCAUCUGAUUAGGGUUUCCACACACCAGGCUCUCCAAUAUAGCAAGAAAAUAGAAGGAUUAGGUCUCGUCUCCGAACAUCCAUCCCGCCAGCACACAACCGCCAAAAUGGGUCGCGUUAGAACCAAGACAGUCAAGAGGUCCGCCAAGGUCAUCAUCGAGCGCUACUACCCCAAGUUGACGCUCGACUUUGAGACCAACAAGCGUCUUUGCGAUGAGAUCGCUAUCAUUGCCUCCAAGCGCCUUCGCAACAAGAUUGCUGGUUACACCACCCACCUUAUGAAGCGUAUCCAGCGUGGCCCUGUCCGCGGUAUCUCUUUCAAGCUGCAGGAGGAGGAGCGUGAGCGCAAGGAUCAGUACGUUCCUGAGGUUUCCGCUCUGGAUGUUUCCCAGACCGAGUCCGGCCAGCUCGAUGUCGAUGCCGACACCAAGGACCUUCUCAAGUCCAUGGGCGUAAGUUCUGUUCUCAACGCGGUUGUUCGUGGUUUUAAAGCAUUCGACAAUCUCAAGGUCAACGUUGUCAACGUCUCCCAACAUCAGGUUCAGGAGCGCCCCCGCCGCUUCCGGUAG